This is a messenger RNA of Daldinia vernicosa, 2381 nucleotides long. Its product is annotated as RNA polymerase III RPC4-domain-containing protein. The coding region runs from base 161 to 1894 and encodes 577 amino acids. The record is from RefSeq and is a predicted model, not a curated record. Gene Ontology annotation, cellular component: RNA polymerase III complex. Gene Ontology annotation, molecular function: DNA binding. Gene Ontology annotation, biological process: transcription by RNA polymerase III. Lineage: Eukaryota; Fungi; Ascomycota; Sordariomycetes; Xylariales; Hypoxylaceae. The transcript has 2 exons.
CUUUGCCCCACCAGAAACUUUUCCAAUCAGUCUUAUUCAAAAGGCAUCAAAUCAAAGGUCGAGUUCAUAUAUAAUAAGUUACAUUCAAAUACACCUUAUUAGUUUGAUAUUUAUCUCAUUAUCCAGAACUACUUCUCCCAAGCCUCAUGAGAUAGUAACAAUGCCGCCUCGUGGUUCACGUGGUGGGAGAGGAGGGAGAGGAAGGGGAGCAGCCAGAGCCGGUCAUUCAUCAUCAGAUACCACAAAUAGAGCCUCACUUGGCGAUGCAGAAUCACAUCCCGCUGAGAGUUCAUCACAACCCCAAACCUCCAUAGAAAGCAGCGAUAUAGUGGUUAUAAGCACACCUUCUGAAGGGACACCAAUCGAUAGCCCGCCGGUAUCCGCCCUUCAAAGUGACCCUUCAGUUACCACGUCAUUGAGACAAUCGCAGACUCCUAGUGCUACGGCUUCACGGGCUGGUGGCCGAUUCAGACCUAAGAACGUUCGGCGAGACGCUGCAGAACGAGCAAGGCUGGAACAAGAGAGAAACCGUGACUUAGCCGUCAAAAUUAAAGAAGAGGAACGGCAGCAACGAGCAGAGGGCCGAAGGGCAAGACGAGGUCGAGGGAGGGGUGAUCCAUCACAGCGAGGAUUUAUCAGGAGAACAGUCACCGCUUCUGGCCCAUUUUCUGCGAUACCACAAGAUAUUGUGAAAGCGGGUGCGGGAGGAUGGGGUUGGGGAGCUAAUGGUGGUGCUUCUUCGUCAAAGGGUGGUUUUACCCCUCAGUUCAACGCGCUUAGAUAUCGGCCUAGACGAGAGAACGAAGAUAGAGUCAAUGUUGACCUUCUGAACGGGACUACGGGUUACGACGAGGAAGGAAAUCCCCUCUAUCAGCCUUCCCGUUUCACUAAAUCAACUGGAAAUCUCCCAGUCGGUCUUCUUAGAACCCACCAUGAAGAGGACGAAGUUAAAGUUAAAACCACGGCGGAGCUUGAAGCGGAAGACCGUCAGUCCUCUGACGAUGACGAACUAUUCGUUACUCAAGCAGCUAAGGAUCUACGCGAGAUUGGCAUGGAAGACGAUAGCGAGGUAUGGCAUGCUGCUCCAAAGAGUCAAGUCAAAAUCAAAGCAGAACCUGGUACGGAGCCGGAGGCCAUGGACGUGGAUAUGGCCGAUAUCCCUGAGGCAGCCCAGAUAAAAGCGCCUCCUUCACCAGAACUUAAGAAGAAACUGGCCGUGAACGAAGAUAGUGCCGCGAUUGCACAAAGAAAGCGAAAGGAGAAGGCGGCCAAGGACCCCGAAAUCCUGCAAACUUUAUACGACCUAGACGCUCAGUUGCAAACACUUAAAUUUGACGACCCCCCUAGCGGUGAGAAAGAAGGCGAAAAAGAUGAAGGGCAAGAAGACGAUGAGGCUCCGCAGGGCCAGGAAAAAGAUGAUCAGAUGUACCUCUUCCAACUACCUCCUAUUCUGCCACCGUUGGUCAAGCCUACAGACGGUACAAAUGGUGAAGAGCCAGAAGUCGCCGAUCCUGCGCCUCGCGAGAAUACGGGCCCGGCUACUACCAACAAGGUGAAGACGGAAGACGGCAAAGAGAAGGAGAAAGUGUACAAUCCAUUCGCAACUCUCCCGCCGGAGGGUGGUCUCAUCGGCAAGCUCAACGUGCGUAAAUCCGGCAAAGUGGAGUUUGAUUGGGGGGGCACAAUCCUGAGCUUGGGGAUGGGUACGGAGACCGACUUUUUAACGUCGGCUAUCAUGAUAGAGCAAAACAUCGACCUGCAGAACCCCGAGGCGAGCACUGGGUUCGCCUGUGGUAUGGGCCAGAUCCUUAACAAGUUCGUACUGGCACCUGUGUGGGACGAAGAGGAGGAUUGGGAUCCUAGUCUUGAGGGCAUCGACGGCCUAGAUCAAUGAUUUUUGACGCAGUGAUUACCCUUUGUGGAUACACUAUGUAGCUUCUUCGCCAAGCGCAUUCAAGGAGGCUAUGGAUUAAGUAGGUACUUCAUAGCCAGCUAGUGUGAAGCUCAAGGCGACUACAUAGACGUAUCGACGUUCUUGGCUAGUUUUUAUUAAGGCUUCAAUCAUGUAGCUAACAAAAAAUCCCGGCAGCCUGGUUAGUAACCUACCCAGGCAAAGGAAACAUUAGUUUUGAUACCCCAGCCACUUUCUAUCAUAACAGCCAACCCCAGUUCUUAGAGACCGCGCAAGCUACGCGAACCACAUACAUACUAUGUAUGACUCUUCCACAGUAGGGAGAACCCAUCCGUGCAGCCUCGUAGGUACCUCAACCGUCAGUUACCCCGGUUCUUACUAGUAGGAGAAUUAUGUUCAAUGUAACGCUAGCCUCACCGUCCGUCGCGGGUUUGCCGGGAAUCAGCUUCUCUAACGCUCGGCGCGUCCA